UCUCUCUCUCCUGUAGGCUGAUCAGCUGACUGAAGAGCAGAUUGCUGAAUUCAAGGAAGCUUUCUCCCUAUUUGACAAGGAUGGCGAUGGCACCAUCACAACCAAGGAGCUUGGGACUGUCAUGAGGUCACUGGGUCAGAACCCAACAGAAGCUGAGCUGCAGGAUAUGAUCAAUGAGGUGGAUGCCGACGGAAAUGGCACCAUUGACUUUCCAGAGUUUUUGACUAUGAUGGCGAGAAAAAUGAAAGAUACAGACAGCGAAGAGGAAAUCCGUGAAGCAUUCCGAGUGUUUGACAAGGAUGGUAAUGGUUACAUCAGUGCAGCCGAGCUCCGCCACGUCAUGACAAACUUAGGAGAAAAACUAACAGAUGAAGAAGUAGAUGAGAUGAUCAGAGAAGCAGAUAUCGAUGGGGAUGGACAGGUCAACUAUGAAGAAUUCGUACAGAUGAUGACUGCAAAAUGAAGACCUACUUUCAACUCCUUUUUCCCCCCUCUAGAAGAAUCAAAUUGAAUCUUUUACUUACCUCUUGCAAAAAAAAAGUUCAUUUACUCAUUCUGUUUCUAUAUAGCAAAACUGAAUGUCAAAAAUAACCUUCCGUCCACACACACAAAAUCUGCAUGUAUUGGUUGGUGGUCCUGUCCCCUAAAGAUGAACCUACACAUCAGUUUUCCGAUAUAAAUACUUGUACUACCUUAACGAUAAGGAAGCACUUAGUGGACUCCGCGCAGUUCCAUUUGCUAAUGAUUAUUACUACACUGUUCGGGCUGGCCAGUUUUUCAUGCAUGCAGCUUGACAAUUGAGCACAGUCAGGCAUUUGUAUUAAAAAAAAGGAAGAAAAAUGAAAAAAAUUCAGAAACCUAGUUCAAUGGGUUCUAGUUCCCGUUUGUUAGUUUUAAAUUGUCAUUGCUGGUUGGCUGAAACAAACAAAAAAAAAAACCAAACACAUUAAAAAUUUGAUAUACCUUGGGGUGCUGUGCAGGAAAAUAAAACUGGGGGUGAAGGAGAAAUUGACUAGAUGUAGUGCCACUCACAGAAUGGUCCUUUCAUACUUCAUGUGGCCCCAGCCAUGGUGACCCAUGACACCACAGUGGCAGGUCCAUGGGCUGGCUUAGCACUGUGUGUGUUGUACUAGAGCAAGAUGGGUGUCAGGCUGUCACUGUUCACACAAAUUUUUAAAAAGAAACUUACCAAGGGAGCAUCCUUGGAUUCUCCAUUUUUAAAACCUUCCGAACCAUGAACUUGGAGCCAGCAGAGUAGUAGUCUGGGUCUGUAGGACUUGAGCACAACCAUUGACAUUGCGUUUCAAGAAAUGACAAUUUACGUCCAUUCCAAGUUGUAAAUGCUAGUCUUUUUUUUUUUUCCAAUAAAAAGACCAUUAACUUAAA
Molecule: messenger RNA, 1386 nt
Organism: Suncus etruscus (white-toothed pygmy shrew)
Lineage: Eukaryota; Metazoa; Chordata; Mammalia; Eulipotyphla; Soricidae
Gene: CALM1
Product: calmodulin 1
Exons: 5
Coding region: 122-463 (113 amino acids)
Molecular function (GO): calcium ion binding
Source: RefSeq, a predicted model, not a curated record